Molecule: messenger RNA, 1442 nt
Organism: Penaeus indicus
Lineage: Eukaryota; Metazoa; Arthropoda; Malacostraca; Decapoda; Penaeidae
Exons: 8
Coding region: 1-1059 (352 amino acids)
Source: RefSeq, a predicted model, not a curated record
AUGAACAAGACCAUUGGGAUAUUAACCCUGUUGGUAACAGGUUUGGCAACUCGUGGUUACCCCGCCGUUACACGCCAUGCAAGAUACCCUAUGAAUUCUAAGAAUCUUAGGGAUUGCACUGUAAAGAAAGACAAUAAAGGAGUUGAGAUCAAAACCUUCAGGGACUCUCUCCAUAUGACCAUCGCAAGGAAAAAUGAAGACGACGAAGUUGUCAUAGAAAUUAAUGACAAAAAAAAGACUCUGAACAUACCGAAGAACAAGUGGACUGAAUGUCGAGUUUCAAGCAAUGAAGAGGUUGAAUGUCGUGAAGAGAUGUCCAACACUGCAAAGAAGAAUUCUGGCGGACUGUUGAAAAAGUUUACGAUUAAGAAUGCCGAAGUUCUUGCUAACUGUCCUCAAGGAUUGCCAAAUAAAGAGCUCACCUCAGACACCUCGAUCGACUUCCCUCGCUGGAAUUCCACCAGGGAACAUUUUGCCGUUAUUCCAGAAGAGAACCUGACUGUUAGUUUGACCAUAUUUGGAGAAAACCUUAAUCUUUGUUGGGAUGGAAAACAGACAGCGGUCAAGACGAACAAGGAAGACUGUCAAGCCUUGUCAGCUCACGAGGAGCACAAGAUCACACUGGAUUACGAGUCGCAGCAGAUCAAGAGAGCUGAUGGCCGCAUUCUCAGAACAGUAAAUAGUACCAAUGCAAAUAAAGAUGGCUUGAUGAAGAUGAAAUCUGACGGAGGCAAGGCCUGGGUUGUGCAGAUUCUGGGAGACUGGACUCAUCUUCAGGACCAAGACCAGAGCACGGGCAGCCAAAAUGAGUGUAAAAGCAACUGUGGUGGAAACAACGCAAUCCUGUAUGUUUUUCUGACUUUCUUCAUUAUUACAACCAUUGCUUUAUUCUGUUACCUUCUGCGUAUAAGGAGAAACUCGUCCAGAAGUCGAGCUUAUCCUGCCUCUCAUGUGCUUGAACUGAAUAGAGCCAAGGAGACCAUGACGGACGAAAAUCCUGGUAGCAUGGACUAUGGAGAAGAAACAAUUAAUGAUAUCUAUGGUUUUGAUGGUCAGUGAGACUAGAUGCUGUCUGACGAUAUACAAACAAAGGUAUUAGAUAUUAGGAAGGAAGUCAGGUCUUCCAAACUAGUAGUAUCCACUUGAUGAAUGGUGCCCUCAUCCAUAACAGACUGGGGUCGCCCUGUCGCAGGAUCCGUUUCCAUAGAUCUCCGAUCACACCAGACCGGCGAUGCCAAUGUUUAACAAAGUCAUAUGAUGGGGCAUCCUCUCCCUAAGUUGCCAUCAUUUCAUCUUUCAAGUAUAGAAAUAUGCUAUGAAUUAAGGACUGGACAUUAAAACAUAACCCAUAGAGAUAUGUAUCAUUAUGCAUGUGAAACAGGAUAAGCGGAAGGGGAUCAAGGGAAAUCUUUUGUAAGCGCCCCCCUGUAUUUUAUAUACAU